Messenger RNA from Dermacentor andersoni, 1283 nucleotides. RefSeq lists its product as uncharacterized. NCBI's taxonomy places the organism in Eukaryota, Metazoa, Arthropoda, Arachnida, Ixodida, Ixodidae. The record is from RefSeq and is a predicted model, not a curated record.
UGCUCUUCGCAAUAGAAAACCCCGAUUCUGUGCACGGAUUGCACCUGAAGCACUUAUGAGCCAACCAGGCCCUGGCCAGUACGACAGAUAGUGAACUCGCAAAGUCACAUUUGUAACGGUUCUCACGAUGGCGUUUCACCUGACACCGCUUGAAAAUCUCACGACCGAGCAACUUGUACUUAUCGCUGAACACAGGAACAGGAACGGUUUUCACGCUCACUACACUGGUGGCUUCGACGCCAGCAAGAAGUUUUUCCAGUUCACCUGCCCCAGCUACAUGAGGAGCGGGUGCGUCGUCAUGACACUCUUCGAGUAUCCAGCUCCGAGCGGCCUGAAGGGUGGACCCGACGAGGACUACCCGAUUUCCCUUGGCACGUUUACCGACCACGAAGGUACCUCUGUGAAACUGAUCUUUCGCGGAACAGACCAAAUGAAAGUGGAGCGACGCCACAAUGGAAAUACAAUGAUUCUUGAUUCUUGGGAAGGCAGGAAUUCAGCAGGCUUACAUAUUCUCCAUUACGAGAUAGAAAACAACAGUUUGCAGAUGUUUCUUGAUGGUUACUCAGUUACUCCUUUUCACACUCAGUUGGCCGGACCCGAUUUCGAGUCUUAUGUGGUGCUGGGCAGCGACCGAAACCUAAUGCUAGCCCCAUUCGUGUUCUACGAGUCGCACUACACCUUGGAUAAUGUGGCACCGGCGAUCACGAUUCCCCCAUUCUACAACCCAAACGCAGACUUCUUUUUUCCUCACGUGAACGUUCAGGUCGCCGUGGGAGGCUAUGUACUUUGGUAUGGAGCGUGGCUUCCGGGGACAGAUGUCGCAGCACAAGACAGAAAUGGAACACGCUUAGCUGGUGCAGUGCAGAGUCCUCAAUCGGGCGAGUUCAAGUUGCUGCUCAAGUUCUACAAGGGCGGCUGUGCCUUGUCGAACGCCGACGACGCAAGGAAUAUACCAAGACUGUGGCCAUCCUUCAAAAGCAUCAACUUGGAUCAACUAUUCAUCAAUCCUCAUCCAGUGUCCUUCUACGAGUUUAAAGCCGUGACGGGGUAUAUAAACUACUAGCAGCUUACUUCUCGGAGAACCGCAACAGUACCAGACAGCAGCGGCUGGCCGAAUCAAGAUAUUCCGUUUUUUCAAUGACGACAUGACCUGUGCUCUCUCCUCUGUUUGAGCCCUCAAUCUUAUAAACAAUUUCACCGCUAGUUUGCACAAACAAUUGCUUGCGUUUUCUCCUAAUUUCGGGAAUAUUACAAUGUCUUUAAUAAAGAUAGUUAUCCUGACA